AUGGUGGCCCACUCUCUGAGGCCUGUGUGCAACAGAUGAAGGAGUGUGGCUUUAAACAGAAAGAGCGUUGGUAUAUAACAAAUGACGAUGCCGUGUUUAUUGUGGCUCUAGUCUUACCCUGACUGUCCAACGUUGACAUCGUUGAUACGGAGAGUCACUGGAUCAACCUGCCUCUGGUGCGCUCUUCCUGUUAUUGAAAUGUACUUCUCUGUCUGACACUAACAAACAGUGACCGAGGUCCAGGUGACUGUAUCAUCACCCUGGGACAGAAAUCCAACCAGUAGAAGGGGGGAGGGCGUGGCCUCAGUAGAAGGGUGUCUGUGUGGGUGUGUGUGUGUGUGUGUGUGUGUGUGUGUGUGUGUGUGAUGAUUGUAAAGUAUGUCUUUGUGUGUGUGUCUCUAUACAGGCAGCAGAGGGCUUAUAUAGCCACCCAGGGCCCGCUGGCUGAGACUACUGAGGACUACUGGAGAAUGUUGUGGGAACACAACUCUACCAUAGUGGUCAUGUUGACUAAACUAAGGGAGAUGGGACGGGUAAGAACACACACACACACACACACGCUGCAUGCACCCACACCUACCAUUCAUACACACACACACACACCCUAUGUUAACCCUCAUUGUGUGUCCCUCUAUAGGAGAAGUGCCAUUAGUACUGGCCAGCAGAACACACACACACCAGUGUUCAUUUUGGCAGCUAUUUUAGAUGUAGUUUUAGUCUUAAAAUACCUUUUUUAGUUUUAGUCACAUUUUUUUUUGUCAUCUCAUCCUUCGUUAAUUUUAGUUAUUAUCAGUCGACUGAAACUCUGGACAACUUUAGUCUAGUUUUAGUUAUUAUCAGUCCACUGAAACUCUGGACAACUUUAGUCUAGUUUUAGUUAUUAUCAGUCGACUGAAACUCUGGACAACUUUAGUCUAGUUUUAGUCAGUCAUUUUAGUCACAUGAUAGUCAUUGUUUUCUAUUUAAUAAUGAAUAUUUAGGCUUCCUCUAACUUCCAUCAUGUCCCAUUCAGAUAGCCUUGUCCAGCUAGGACUACUGUCCCCUCCCAUUCAGAUAGCCUUGUCCAGCUAGGACUACUGUCCCCUCCUAUUCAGAUAGCCUUGUCCAGCUAGGACUACUGUCCCCUCCCAUUCAGAUAGCCUUGUCCAGCUAGGACUACUGUCCCCUCCCAUUCAGAUAGCCUUGUCCAGCUAGGACUACUGUCCCCUCCCAUUCAGAUAGCCUUGUCCAGCUAGCUGGACUACUGUCCCCUCCCAUUCAGAUAGCCUUGUCCAGCUAGGACUACUGUCCCCUCCUAUUCAGAUAGCCUUGUCCAGCUAGGACUACUGUCCCCUCCCAUUCAGAUAGCCUUGUCCAGCUAGGACUACUGUCCCCUCCUAUUCAGAUAGCCUUGUCCAGCUAGGACUACUGUCCCCUCCCAUUCAGAUAGCCUUGUCCAGCUAGGACUACUGUCCCCUCCCAUUCAGAUAGCCUUGUCCAGCUAGGACUACUGUCCCCUCCCAUUCAGAUAGCCUUGUCCAGCUAGCUGGACUACUGUCCCCUCCCAUUCAGAUAGCCUUGUCCAGCUAGGACUACUGUCCCCUCCCAUUCAGAUAGCCUUGUCCAGCUAGGACUACUGUCCCCUCCUAUACAGAUAGCCUUGUCCAGCUAGGACUACUGUCCCCUCCUAUUCAGAUAGCCUUGUCCAGCUAGGACUACUGUCCCCUCCUAUACAGAUAGCCUUGUCCAGCUAGGACUACUGUCCCCUCCUAUACAGAUAGCCUUGUCCAGCUAGGACUACUGUCCCCUCCUAUUCAGAUAGCCUUGUCCAGCUAGGACUACUGUCCCCUCCCAUUCAGAUAGCCUUGUCCAGCUAGGCCUACUGUCCCCUCCUAUUCAGAUAGCCUUGUCCAGCUAGGACUACUGUCCCCUCCUAUUCAGAUAGCCUUGUCCAGCUAGGACUACUGUCCCCUCCCAUUCAGAUAGCCUUGUCCAGCUAGGACUACUGUCCCCUCCCAUUCAGAUAGCCUUGUCCAGCUAGGACUACUGUCCCCUCCCAUUCAGAUAGCCUUGUCCAGCUAGGACUACUGUCCCCUCCCAUUCAGAUAGCCUUGUCCAGCUAGGACUACUGUCCCCUCCCAUUCAGAUAGCCUUGUCCAGCUAGGACUACUGUCCCCUCCCAUUCAGAUAGCCUUGUCCAGCUAGGACUACUGUCCCCUCCCAUUCAGAUAGCCUUGUCCAGCUAGGACUACUGUCCCCUCCUAUUCAGAUAGCCUUGUCCAGCUAGGCCUACUGUCCCCUCCCAUUCAGAUAGCCUUGUCCAGCUAGGACUACUGUCCCCUCCUAUACAGAUAGCCUUGUCCAGCUAGGACUACUGUCCCCUCCUAUUCAGAUAGCCUUGUCCAGCUAGGACUACUGUCCCCUCCUAUUCAGAUAGCCUUGUCCAGCUAGGACUACUGUCCCCUCCUAUUCAGAUAGCCUUGUCCAGCUAGGACUACUGUCCCCUCCUAUUCAGAUAGCCUUGUCCAGCUAGGACUACUGUCCCCUCCCAUUCAGAUAGCCUUGUCCAGCUAGGACUACUGUCCCCUCCCAUUCAGAUAGCCUUGUCCAGCUAGGACUACUGUCCCCUCCUAUUCAGAUAGCCUUGUCCAGCUAGGCCUACUGUCCCCUCCUAUUCAGAUAGCCUUGUCUAGCUAGGACUACUGUCCCCUCCUAUUCAGAUAGCCUUGUCCAGCUAGGACUACUGUCCCCUCCUAUUCAGAUAGCCUUGUCCAGCUAGGACUACUGUCCCCUCCCAUUCAGAUAGCCUUGUCCAGCUAGGACUACUGUCCCCUCCUAUACCUUAGCUGGCAACAUCAAUAUUCAGGCAGAUUGUAACCAAUGCCAGCCGUAAUUAAUCAUACAGUGCAUUCAGAAAGUAUUCAGACCCCUUCCCUUUUUCUACAUUUUGUUACAUUACAGCCUUAUUCUAAAAUGGAUUUAAAAAAUAAAUAAUUAUCUCAUCAAUCUAUACACAUUAAAUAUUAAAAAUAAAAAACAUUAAUAUUACAUUUAAAUAAGUAUUCAGACCCUUUACUCAGUACUUUGUUGAAGCACUUUUGACAGUGAUUACAGCCUUGAGUCUUCUUGGGUAUGACGCUACAAGCUCGGCACACCUGUAUUUGGGGAGUUUCUCCCAUUCUACUCUGCAGAUCCUCUCAAGCUCUGUCAGGUUGGAUGGGGAGAGUCGCUGCACAGCUAAUUUCAGGUCUCUCCAGAGAUGUUUGAUCUGGUUCAAGUCCGGGCUCUGGCUGAGCCACUCAAGGACAUUCAGAGACUUGUCCCAAAGCCACUCCUGCAUUGUCUUGGCUGUGUGCUUAGGGUCGUUGUCCUGUUGGAAGGUGAACCUUCGCCCCAGUCUGAGGUCCUGAGCACUCUGGAGCAGGUUUUCAUCAAGGAUCGCUCUGUACUUUGCUCCGUUCAUCUUUGCCUCGAUCCUGACUAGUCUCCCAGUCCCUGCAACUGAAAAACAUCACCACAGCAUGAUGCUGCCACCACCAUGCUUCACUGUAGGGAUGGUGCCAGGUUUCCUCCAGACGUGACGCUUGGCAUUCAGGCCAAAGAGUUCAAUCUUGGUUUCAUCAGACCAGAGAAUCUUGUUUCUCAUGGUCUGAGAGUCUUUAGGUGCCUUUUGGCAAACUCCAAGCGGGCUGUCAUGUGCUUUUUACUGAGGAGUGGCUUCCGUCUGGCCACUCUACUAUAAAGGCUUGAUUGGUGGAGUGCUGCAGAGAUGGUUGUCCUUCUGGAAGAUUCUCCCAUCUCCACAGACAAACUCUGGACCUCUGUCAGAGUGACCAUCAGGUUCUUGGUCACCUCCCUGACCAAGACCCUUCUCCCCCGAUUUCUCAGUUUGGCCGGGCGGCCAGCUCUAGGAAGAGUCUUGGUGGUUCCAAACUUCUUCCAUUUAAGAAUGAUGGAGGCCACUGUGUUCUUGGGGACCUUCAAUGCUGCAGACAUUUUUUGGUACCCUUCCCCAGAUCUGUGCCUCGACACAAUCCUGUCUUGGAGCUCUACGGAUGAUUCCUUCGACCUCAUGGCUUGGUUUGUUUUUAGUUACAAGUCCAGUGUCCUGGCUUCACAUCAGUUCAAAAGAUUGAAGAGUGACUGAAGAGACUGCCUGGAAGCUGUGUGGGAGAGCCGGUUAGAUCAGCACAAUCAGAUCAAAUCAAAUCAAAUCAAAUGUUAUUUGUCACAUACACGUGUUUAGCAGAUGUUAUUGCGGGUGUAGCGAAAUGCUUGUGCUUCUAGCUCCGACAGUGCAGUAAUAUCUAACAAGUCAUAUCUAACAAUUUCACAACAUAUACCCAAUACACACAAAUCUAGUAGGGAAUGGAAUUUAAGAAUAUAUACAUAUAUGGACAAGCAAUGACAGAGUGGCAUGGACUAAGAUACAGUAGAAUAUUAUAGAAUAGAAUACAGUAUAUACAUAUGAGAUGAGUAGUGCAAGAUAUGUAAACAUUAUUAAAGUGACUAGUGUUCCAUUUCUUAAAGUGGCCAGUGAUUUCAAUAGGCAGCAGCAGCCUCUAAUAUGCUAGUGAUGGCUAUUUAACAGUCUGAUGGCCUUGAGAUAGAAGCUGUUUAUCAUUCUCUCGGUCCAAGCUUUGAUGCAACUGUACUGACCUCUCCUUCUGGAUGAUAGCGGGGUGAACAGGCAGUGGCUCGGGUGGUUGAUGUCCUUGAUGAUCUUUUUGGCCUUCCUGUGACAUCGGGUGCUGUAGGUGUCUUGGAGAGCGGGUAGUUUGCCCCCGGUAAUGCGUUCGGCAGACCGCACCACCCUCUGGAGAGCCCUGCGGUUGCGGGCGGUGCAGUUGCCAUACCAGGCAGUGAUACAGUCCGACAGGAUGCUCUCAAUUGUACAUCUGUAAAAGUUUGUGAGGGUUUUAGGUGCCAAGCCAAAUUUCUUCAGCCUCCUGAGGUUGAAGAGGCUAUGUUGCGCCUUCUUCAUCACGUGGGUGGACCACACAACUGAAAGAUGUUAAUUCUGCCAAUGAGAUUACAUGAAAUAUUCUUCAUGCAUGUUUAGGAUGGAAAGGAGCUUCAUGUCAAAUGAAAUGUCCAUUAGUCUAACGUGGAAUUCUCGUCUCGUCACAUUUUCAUAGACUAAAAUGAAAAGUCAUUUUGUUACAAUUAUGUUUUUUUCCAGGGCAUCUCGUCUUGUUAUCAUCAUAGUUUUAGUCCGGAAAAAUAGGUCGUUGCCGAGUAUUUUUCGUCAUAGUUAUUGUUCACUAAAUUUACACUGACACACACACAGCUUUGUUUUUGUGAAAUUUCAGGACUUUUUGGAGUGUAAACAUUUUUGACCGUUAAAAAUCCUAUAUUCCCUAACCCCUAAAACUAAACCUAACCCUAACCUUAACCCCAAAAACCCUAAACCUAACCCUUAAACUUAAAAACAGCAUUUGAACAAAUUCAGGACCUGAACAAAGUCCUGCCUUUUCAACACAGUUCUUGUUUUCCUACCUUGUCAGGACAUUAAGGUGAAAUGUGAGGACAUUGGGGUCCUGAUAAUGUAGGGAAACAAAUACACACACACACACACACAAACACAAACACACACACACACACACACAAUGUUAACCCUCAUUGUGUCUCCCCCUACAGGAGAAGUGCCAUCAGUACUGGCCAGCAGAGCGCUCAGCCAGGUACCAGUACUUUGUAGUGGACCCCAUGGCCGAGUACAACAUGCCCCAGUACAUCCUACGAGAGUUCAAAGUCACCGAUGCCAGAGUGAGUGGGGGAGGGACUGUGUGUGAUUAGUUAUUUCUCACAAUUGAUUUUGCUGUGUGUGUGUGUGUGUGUGUGUGUGUGUGUGUGUGUAUAAGACUGUGUGUUUUAAUCAACCUACUGUCUUGUGUUCUGAUUGGUUGAUCCUUUUUUUUCCAGGACGGCCAGUCUCGGACGGUCCGUCAGUUCCAGUUCACUGAUUGGCCGGAGCAAGGAGUGCCAAAGUCAGGGGAGGGGUUCAUUGAUUUCAUUGGCCAGGUGCACAAAACUAAAGAGCAGUUUGGCCAGGACGGACCAAUCACGGUGCACUGUAGGUAAGGUACCGCCUCCCUCAGCGCCUCAUUAGUCUGACCUGAUGUCAUCUAACUCCAGAUAUGUAUUUUUUUUGUUAUUCAGUAUACAGGUACAAACAUUGAACAAGCAGAUUUUAAAAAAGCACAUGUUCAAUAAAAACAUAAGUAUUACACGGAGAUAGACACAGAACCUGUUUAAUGUGGCACUACUAUUCACAGAGAAAUGCAUGAAGCACGGCAGCCAUUUUGUGAUCUAAUCUGUGGUGUUUUCUGUGUGGUCCGUCAGUGCUGGUGUGGGCAGGACAGGGGUCUUCGUCACUCUAAGUAUCGUUCUGGAGAGGAUGAGAUAUGAAGGAGUAGUGGACAUCUUCCAGACUGUCAAGAUGCUGCGAACACAGAGACCUGCUACCGUUCAAACUGAGGUGAGAUAUUCAACUCUCAGUAAUAGGUGUGUUGUUGUUGUUCUGUUUGUGGUGAGAUAUUCAACUCUCAGUAAUACUAAGGUCAACUAUUGUCUUAGGUUUGGUGUGUGUGUCUGGAGAACGAUAACUACUGCUUCUAAUAGUAGCGUCUGUACCGUUGGACCACAUCUACAAGGAUUGACCAGGCUACUACUGCUAAUACUACUACUACUGCUGCUACUACUGCUACUGCUGCUACUACUACUACUACUACUACUACUACUACUACUACUACUACUACUACUACUACUACUACUACUACUACUACUACUACUACUACUACUACUACUACUACUGCUACUACUACUUCUCUACUACUACUACUACUACUACUACUACUACUACUACUACUACCCUUUCUACUGCUACUACUACUUUCUACUACUGCUGCUACUACUGCUAUACUACUACUACUACUACUACUCUACUACUACGCUCUCCUGCUACUACUACUACUACUACUACUACUACUUACUCACUACUACUACCUCUACUACUACUACUAUACAUACUACUACUACUACUACAUACUAUACUACUACUACUACGUACUACUACUGCUACUGCUACUGCUACUACUACUACUAAUACACUACUACUACUUACUCUGCUACUACUAUCUACUACUACUAAAUACUCUACUACUACUACUCUACGUACUACUCUACUACUCUGACUACUACUACUACUACUACUACUACUCACUACUACUAUCUACUACUACUACUAACUACUACUCUAACUGCUACUACUACUGCUACCUACUACUACUACACUACUACUACUACUAUACUAUUACUGCUACUGCUACUCUACUACUACUACUACUGCUACUGCUACUACUACUACUACUACUUACUAUCACUACUACUACUACUACUACUUACUACUAUUACUAUACUCUACUACUACUCUACUACUACUACUACUACUACUACUACUACUACUACUACUACUACUACUACUACUACUACUACUCUACUGCUACUACUGCUAUACUCUACUACUACUACUCUACUACUACUGCUACUACUACUACUACUAUCUAACUACUGCUACUACUGCUCUACUACUACUACUACUACUACUAUCUACUACUACUCUACUACUACUACUACUUACAUACUACUACUACUGCUACUACUCACUACUACUACUACUACUACUACUACUACUACUGACUACUACUACUACUACUACUACUACUACUACUACUACUACUGCUACCACAAAUGAUGCUACGACUGCUACUAGUACUACUGCUGCUACAGUGUUGUUGUUAUUGUUGUUGAUGAUUAUAAUUGGUGUGUUGUUGUUGUUCUGUUUGUUUCAGGACCAGUACCAGUUCUGUUACCGGGCCGGUCUGGAGUAUCUGGGUAGCUUCGACCACUAUGCAACAUAAUCCCUCCCUCUGGCCACAUCCCAAACAACACCCUAACUCCCUGUGUAGUGCACUACUUUAGACCACAGUGUAUUCUCUCUUCUUUGGACCAGAGUGUACACUCAAAAGUACCGCAAUACUGGUUAGUGCACUACACAGGGAAUACGGGCCGUUCGAGGUUAGGCCUCCAUGGGCACCCAUGGCUCGACCCCUCCCCCGAAACGAGCACCUAAACUGAGCCAUAUUUGCGUGUCUGACCAGGGGUACCUCCAGCCCUAACCCAAACCCACUCACCACUCAGUCAGAAGUGCACUACUUUGUGCACUAUAUAGGGAAUAGGGUGCCAUUUUGGACGCAAACUGGCACUACUGAACAAUGGAUUGAGGAUUCAAUGGAUUGAUAAUGGAACAAUUCUUUACAUGGUAAAGGAAGAUAGUUAGGGGAACUCACUUCCUCCACGACCGAUGUGUACCAAGCAGCACCCACCUGGAUAUGUACUGGACUACAGUAGGAUGACAAACAUACCAUCAUUUGUUUUAUUUUAUCAAGAAAGUCCACUUUCUGGUUUCCGGCAUGGAUUGA
This is a messenger RNA of Coregonus sp. 'balchen', 8459 nucleotides long. Lineage: Eukaryota; Metazoa; Chordata; Actinopteri; Salmoniformes; Salmonidae. The record is from the annotation of a GenBank genome assembly.